AUGACUGCGAACGUAAAAGGGGCAGCUGAUUCAUCGCAUCUUAUGGCCUGUGACAGUGAUGCCAUUAAAGUGUUUGUGCGAGUGCGUCCUCUGACCCAGGGCAUGGGGCUCACCACAGACGGAGACCAGAGCCUGUGUCUCAGUGUCACUUCACCAAACACCAUUCGGCUUCUCUCCAAACCACAGCCACGGAUUUUCACUUACGAUCAUGUGGCAGAUAUGGACACCACUCAGGAGGCUGUCUUUUCCUGUGUGGCCAAGAACAUUGUUGAGUCCUGCAUGAAUGGAUAUAACGGCACUAUAUUUGCUUAUGGACAAACUGGCUCUGGAAAGACUUUCACAAUGCUUGGUCCAUCAGAGUUGGAUAACUUCACUGAUCAGUUGAGGGGAGUAAUACCGCGCAGUUUUGAAUAUCUGUUUUUUCUCAUUAACCGGGAAGUGGAAAGGUCGCAACAGUCCAAGAGUUUCCUAUGCAAAUGCUCGUUUAUAGAAAUAUACAAUGAACAGAUCUAUGAUCUCCUGGACACUGCCUCCGCGAGCCUCUUUGUCAGAGAGAAUAUCAAGAAGGGCGUGUUUGUUGAGGGAGCCGUGGAGAAAUUUGUCGUCUCGGCUGCAGAGGCCUACCAGGUCUUGUCUUUGGGAUGGCGGAACCGCAGAGUAGCCUCCACUUCCAUGAACCGCGAGUCGUCCCGGUCCCAUGCCGUCUUCACCAUGACGCUGGAGUCCAAAGAGUCGCUGAACGAGGUGGUGAACAUCCGCACGUCUCAGCUGAACCUGGUGGACCUGGCUGGAUCCGAGCGGCAGAAGGACACCCACACCGAAGGCUCCAGGCUCAAGGAGGCUAGCAGCAUCAACCGCUCCCUGAUGUGCCUGGGUCAGGUGAUCAUGGCUCUGGUCGACGUGUCCAAUGGAAAGAGUCGCCAUAUUUGCUACAGAGAUUCCAAGCUCACAUUUUUAUUAAGAGACUCUCUUGGUGGAAAUGCCAAAACGUACAUUAUAGCAAAUGUUCAUCCCGGUUCCAAGUGUUUUGGAGAAACCCUGUCCACUUUACAGUUUGCCCAAAGAGCAAAGUUGAUCAAGAACAAAGCCAUCAUUAAUGAAGACACUCAAGGAAAUGUAAGACAGUUGCAAGCUGAAGUGAAAAAGUUAAAGGAGCAGCUUGCAAUGGCACUAGUCUCAGGUGAUCCUCAGAGAGAUGCUGCCCCCGGAGGACCUCAACUUUCAAUCGCUGAGAAAAUGGGUGAAUCUCUGGACAGGAUCCACUACAAAUCUAAGUUUAUGGCUGCAGUUCGCCUUUGGAAGAGACGAGAAGAGGAGAAAAGGAUGCUGCAUGAGAAAGUAGCUCAACUUGAAGAAGCCUGGAAUCAGAAAGAGAAGUUUAUCCACUCAAGUCGCCUGAUUGUAAAGUUUCGAGAGGAUCACAUCUCACGGCUGGAGAAAAAAAUGAAAGCUGAGCAGAACGUAUUUACAAAUGAAGAGAGCCAAUCUGUCAUAGAUCAACUCAAAGAGGAAAUCAAGAUUUUAAGAAACCAGGUGGAACAUAACCCCAGGAUGACGCGAUUGUCUGCGGAGAACGCCAGUCUGCGGGAGGAGAACCACCAUCUGCGCUCCCUGGACUCGCUGCUUCAGCUGGAGACCGAAACGGCACAAAUGUCUGCUGAGCUGGACACAGCUUUUCAGAGAGCUCUGGAGGCUGAGAAAACCGAAAAUCUCGCAGCCUCAAUGGCGGUCGAUGUGGCAUCUGUCACAGCAAUCGAGAAACUUCAAAAUCAGCUGAGCCAGAAACAGGCAGAACUUGGAGGUGUAUUUCAGGCGUUUGAAGAGUAUAAGCAAAUCACCAAGAGACAACUAUCUCAGCUGGAGUCUGACAAGAGGUAUCUGGACAAAUCCAAUAGACACUUGGAGAACAUACUGGAAGCAACUAAUGCUUACAAAAAACAGGAGGUCACUGAACUCAAUAGAAUUCAUGUGGAAACUUUAAAGAUACUCACCACACCCACCAAAUCCUACAACUUGCGCUCUAGAGUUGUGCCCUUGUCCAGUCCUGAGCACCUGAAUGGUUUAGACAAUAAUGAAGAUAUAUGGAAUGAGCAUCCACCGACUGAAAUGACUGAGAUGGCUCUGACUGAGGAGCUGCGGCAAAUGCAGGACCAGGCUGGUCUUGUCCAGUCACAACUGGAUGAAGCAGAGCUUACCAACAGCAAACACCUAAAGGAAAUCUCCCGAUUGGAGGAACUGGUUGCUCUGCUGACGGAGGAGUGUAAAUGCAAAGAUGAGCUGGCAUGUUCUCAAAGAGCUGAUUGGACCAAGAAGCAACUUGACCUUCAGGAAACCAUCACAAGUUUACAACAGAGUCUCUCCACUGAACAGCAGACGGCAGAAAUCUUACAGAAUGAGAUCAGAGACCUGCGGCUUGUACUACAGUCUUCAGACAAAGAGCUGGUCGCUGUGAAGGAGCAGCUGAAGAAAAAUGAGGCUGAUCAGCAGAAAGAAGUGGAUCACCUGUCCAACAGUCUGAUCUGCACACAGCUGCAGCUGGAUAAAGUCCAACUGGAGUGGGAGCAGCUCCUAGAACAGCAUCGUGGUCUCCAGGACUGUUAUGACCAAACUCAAGCUGAGAGCAAGUUUGAAGCAGACCAGUACAAGCAGCAGCUUCACAGCUGCCAACAGGAGAAUAGAGAGUUGAAGAUACAGAUUACAGAUUUGGUUAAUACUCUGAAAUUGGAGCAAGAAAACACCACGGCUUUGAUGUCUCAGUUAAGAGAAAACAAAGACAAUACUUCAAAAGAACUAGUGGAAACGAUGGAGAUGAAUGUGCAGCUUAAAAAACAAGCCUCAGAGCUCAGCACAGAGAACCAGCAGCAGGCAUCCAAACUGUUGGCUCUUGAGCAAAGCUUAACUUCUUCCAGCAACACUAUAAAGAGCCUGGAGCAGAAGAUGGAACAUGACAAAGAUGUUGUGGUCGAUUUGAUAAACCAAACCAGAGAGCUCCGCUGUGAUAUUAAUAAAAAAUGCACUGCCAUUGCUCACCUCACUGAAGACCUAAAAGAAGUCACAGCAAAAUACAAUGGUGCGUGUCAGGAACGCGAGCUUUAUCGAGAGGAGAAGACCAGGUUUCAAAACGAACUUCUGGACCUGAAAGAGACAAUAGACCGGAGAGUAGCGUCGAACAAAAUUGAGGUGGAAGUGUUGCAGGAGGAAGUCGUCUAUGCCACAGAGGAGGUGGAAAGACUCACAAAGGUUCUAGAUGAGCAGAACUCGCUUCUUCACACGGCUCAGGAACUGGCGGCUCAGAAAGACGCCACUAUCCAACGCUUGGAGCAGAAGGUACAGCAACAGCAGGAAGCGGUUGAAAAGAGUGUCAGAAACUGCAUACCCCUGCCACAAAACCCAAUGUUGACUCCCAAAUCUGCGUGCCGGACUCCACGCACACCACUCAGCUUCAACAGAGAUCUGAGCCACGUUCUGGAGAGCCGAGAGAGGGAGCUGGAAAACCGCCGCUCCUCCAUGAUGACUAUGGAAAUCCUGCUGGCCGAGCUAAACUCUGAGAGGGCCGCAAAGAAUGAUGAGAUCCAAAGACUAAAGGCUCAAUUGGCUGAAAAAGAGUUGGUACAAUUGGAGAUUCAGGCGCUGGUGGAUCAGUUCUAUUGCAAGCAGAAUCAAGCCUUGGAUUCUAAUGGUGUGGAGUUGAGCGACGUUAUCAACAAGUCUAUACUCAAUGAGCUACAAGAUGUGAAAACUGAGAAGAACAUGAUACUGCAGAACCUGUCAGAAAUGCAGAAAAAACUGCAUGGUCAGGAGUCGAUGCUGGCACAGUCCCAGACCUGUGUCCAGGAGCUCACCUCUGAGCUGAGGAACCGCUGUUUGGAGCUGAGAGAGCUGAACCAGAGAGUGCAAGAUGAAGACAAACUUCUCCAAGAGAACGAGGUCCUUCGUAAGCAGAAUAUUAAACUGUCUGAGGAAAAUGGAAAACUUGUUGGCCACAAAAAUCAUAAACAAAGAAUUGAGUAUCUGGUGAAAUUGAAGAAGGACAACACCAAGCUUCAAGAGGAAAAUGAAACUCUGAGGUCAGAGCUCACUUUGCUACGAGAUAACAUUGGCUGUCUCCCAGCCCUGCCAGCAGAGCUAUUAUAA
Molecule: messenger RNA, 4134 nt
Organism: Knipowitschia caucasica
Lineage: Eukaryota; Metazoa; Chordata; Actinopteri; Gobiiformes; Gobiidae
Source: the annotation of a GenBank genome assembly